UGAAGGGGAAGUACAUUGAAACACAAUGUCGUCUUCAAUAUGCCCAAGAAUUCCUCCCUUCGUUAUCCCUCAAUGUCCAGAUUGUGAUAAGUUUUGGACUUGUCGUUGUGUUUAGUGUUAUGUAUGGUCACCUGGUGAAACAUAGAGUCGACAUCUUCGCAAAUAAUCCAAACACAAGUUACACAACGACGAACGAGGGCGUAGAAGAAAGCCAGCCACUACAGUUUGAAUCGCCAGCUGCACCGGAAGUCUAUCGAAGUAGUAAUCGUAAUUUUGUAUUUAUGGCUUACAUAAUCCAUUUGAUCGUUUGUCGUAUAAUACCACUGACAAUAUUCUCAGCAUUUCUCUUAACCUCAUCCAAUUUUCCGACCCAUUUUGAAUGUCCUUUGCCCAACAUGAGAACAACAACUAGUACUUCCCAUGAGAACGUCGCAGGACCAACUACGAAUUCUUCAUUUCUGGACUGCACUUAUUCAAUGGCUGGGAAGAAACAACAAGUUGUUGUCGGCUUUAUCACGAUAAAUUUUCUCUUCGAUGCAGUGACACUCGUUGAGAUUGUUUAUUUGUUGUGGUCAGCAUUGAAGAGAUCAACUUUCCAUACUGAUCAGGAGUUCAUUAGCGUGUACCUUUUACGAAAACGAACCAAAACAAUCCUAGAAAUAAACAAAAUAAUUCCAUCAAUCCAAUCUAAAAAUUUAUUUGACCUGACUGCAAUCUUAGGAGGAAAACGUUUGUCAGAUCGAAAACUGGAGGAGAUCUAUAUCAAUGUUAUGAUUCGAGGUGGAAGGGAAACUUCUAGGAAAAUAUAUAAAGAUAGACAUGAGAUUUAUAAAGCUCGUUUAGAAAAACUCCCUAAUGCAAAAGUUCUUGAGAGUACAGCAGAAUUAUUUCAAGCAGCUUCUGGUAAGAAACAACCUAGAACUGUUCUGAUAGUGGGCAGACCUGGAAUUGGGAAAACUCUACUGACAAGAAAAAUAUUUCAGGAGUAUCAAAAACACACAGAAAGAUUCUGGCAUGGAAGAAUUGUACUAUUGAUCCAAUUACGUGAUUUUAACAAGGGAGAAAGAAGUCUUAAAGAAAUAUUAAGUCAAGUUCAUGGUUCAGUUUUGCCAGCUUAUUGCAACAUGACCAUCUACGAAUAUAUUUACAGGAACCCAAGUAAUGCGAUUCUUGUUUUUGAUGGCUUAGAUGAACUUAAAGUUGAUAAAAGGUGUUUAACUGAUGAAAAGAUCAUAAACAGCCCAGACAAAGUGUGUCACAUCUUUCGUAUCCUUAAACAGCUGGUGGAAGGCAAACUAUUGCCUGGAGCUACUGUACUAAUCACAUCUCGACCUACAGCAGAAGAUAUUUAUCAGUAUCUAAAGUUUGAUCGGGAAAUAGAGAUACUGGGUUUUAAUGAGGAACAGAUAGAAAAGUAUGUUAAAAUGUUUUGCCAUGAUGACAUUAGAAGUUCAGAGAUGUGGCAAGUAAUCAAGAGUUCGCCAGAACUUUUAAGCUUCUGUUACAUACCAGUCAACUCCUAUAUAGUGUGCUUGACAUUAUAUGAAAGCCUUGAUUUUGGUCAACAUGAGAAGGAUAAAAGCUACAGCAAGAUUCCUAAAACAAUGACUGAAAUGUACAAAAGAGCUAUAAGGAUUUUGUUGUUCAAACACAAUUCAAAAUAUGUGAAUAAACCAGUCCCAAAGGAUUAUCUGACUGCAAAACUUCCAGAGCAGCUUCAAAACAACUUAGACAAACUGAAAGAAAUUGCAAAGCAAGGCAUGGAAGACAACCAGCUAGUUUUUCAGUUUGAUGGCACUGAUGAAUUUAUAGAUGACUUAGCAGAUUGCGGUGUAUUUAAUCAGUUAGAAGAUGAAAAUCAGUACAUCUUUUCUUUCCUUCAUCUUACAAUUCAAGAGUUUCUGACUGCACUAUAUGUAGUUGAUGAUAUUAGAAAUGUUGAAUCAUUUUUAUCUAAACACAUUGAUGAACCCAGGUGGCAUUUGGUGAUCCAGUUUGUAUCUGGGUUACUUGGAGAUAGGAUGAGGGAGUUAAGGUCAGCAGAGCAUAAAGACAAUGAAGUGAUUGAACGUAUAAGUAAAAGAUUUCAAGACUGGAUGCCAAAGAAACGAUAUAUUGACAAGAGUAGUGACAAAGGUAUACUCGUGAUAAAAAGUGUUUGGGAAAUGCAAGAAGAUCGCGUCAUGAAAAUGAUUUCGUCGUUUGCGUCUGAGGAUGAUGAUGAUGAUGAUGAUGAUGAAACAUUUACUUUGAGCCACAUAAGUAUUGCACCAGCAGAAUCUACGGCUUUGUUCAAAUUUUUAAGCCACAUCAAAAACUUGAAAAAGCUUCAAAUCAUUGAUUGUACUGUGACGAACUUUACUAUCCGUGAAUUGGCUGAGUUUUUGAAGAAAGAUAACCAUGGCCUGGAGAGUGACAACUGUAAACUUGCUGUACUAAAUGUAAGUGACAAUAGAGGUUUAGAAACUGAAAGUGCUAAAUAUUUAAGUGAUGCUUUGAAGAAUGACAACUGUAAACUUACUGAACUACAUUUCAGUGGCAAUGAUUUAAAAACUGAAGGUGCUAAAUAUUUAAGUGAUGCUUUGAAGAAUGACAACUGUAAACUUACUAAACUAGAUUUAAGUGGCAAUGGUUUAAAAACUGAAGCUGCUAAAUAUUUAAGUGAUGCUUUGAAGAGUGACAACUGUAAACUUACUGAACUAUAUGUAAGUGGCAAUCAUUUAAAAACUGAAGGUUCUAAAUAUUUAAGUGAUGCUUUGAAGAAUGACAACUGUAAACUUACUGAACUAUCUGUAAGUGGCAAUCAUUUACAAAUUGAAGGUGCUAAAUAUUUUAGUGAUGCUUUGAAAAAUGAAAACUGUAAACUCACUGAACUAAAUGUAAGUGGCAAUGAUUUAAAAACUGAAGCUGUUAAAUAUUUAAGCGAUGCUCUGAGGAGUGACAACUGUAAACUUACUGGACUAAAUGUAAGUCGCAAUGAUUUAACAACUGAAGCUGUUAAAUAUUUAAUCGAUGCUAAGAUUGACAACUGCAAACUGAUUUACUAAAUGUAAAGUCAUAAUGGCUGCAAUCCUGUAAAACGCAUCAAA
Messenger RNA from Dendronephthya gigantea, 3089 nucleotides. RefSeq names its product NACHT, LRR and PYD domains-containing protein 3-like. The transcript has 3 exons. The record is from RefSeq and is a predicted model, not a curated record. Bases 120 to 3047 code for a protein of 975 amino acids. Gene Ontology annotation, molecular function: protein binding; ATP hydrolysis activity. Gene Ontology annotation, cellular component: cytoplasm. NCBI's taxonomy places the organism in Eukaryota, Metazoa, Cnidaria, Anthozoa, Malacalcyonacea, Nephtheidae.